UUUCCUCCUUUUAAUAUAAAAAACAGAGGAGCACCGUAUAGUUUUUCUUCCCCCCUUUUUCUAAUAAAUUUCUCAAGAACACAAUCAUUCAUUCAUUUCAUCCCAUAGAAAGAGACGGAGAGAGAGGGGAGAGAGAGAGAGAGAUCUUCUGGUUUGAAGCUUUUUCUGUGAGACCCAGAAGGAGAAAAGCAGAGAAUGAACAGAAUAUAGAGUGGGAGAAGAAAGAGGACAGAGAGGAGGAGGGAGGGGGAAUUGAUUAAAGGGGGUUGGGGGGGUGGGGGCUGAGUUCUGAGGUCUUUGUUGAAAUCAUCUUGGCAUUGACUCUUACAAUCAAUCAGGUCAACCCGGUAGAAACAGAUUGAUGAUCAAUUGGACUGCGACUGCCUUUUUCGUUUCGUGAUCUGCAAGUGAGAUUUUAUCUGAUGAUUUGGUUCAAUUUCCCUUGGUUGUAGGCCGGGCCAUCCUGACUGACCAUGAGUGGGAUGGAUGAUAAUGUCGUGAUAAUCGAAGAGUGGGUGCCUCCUAGCCCUAGCCCAAGAACCUUCUUUUCGGCAAUGUUAGGUGACGACAUUGGCUCAAGAUCAAUUCCUGAUCCUCCUUCUCAGAAUGAGACAGAAGGGUUUGUUAUGGGACCGAAAGACAAGUCAGUGGUGGGGAAUUCCGACAAGAAAGGCACUACUUCCAUGGAUCAUUUUGCUGAGUUCGGUUCCUUCUCCGAGCUAAGAUCUGCCCCUCGUGGAGGUCUCGGUGACCGAAUAGCAGCAAGGGCUGGGUUCAAUGCUCCGAAGUUGAACACUGAGGGGAUUAGGCCUAAUGAUGUUCUGAACCCCGAAGCUCGGUCUCCUUUCUUGAUGCUCUCACCUGGUUUAAGUCCUACAACGCUGCUUGAGUCUCCCGUUUUCCUCUCAAAUUCAUUGGCCGAGCCUUCUCCUACGACAGGGAAGUUCCCUUUUCUCCCAAAUGGAAGCAACCGGAGCUCAAGAUUGGUGUCAGACUGCCCUGAUAAAAUCAAAGAGAACAGCCUUUUCGAGGACAACGAUUCUUCAUCGUUUGCUUUCAGGCCUGGUGCAGAACUAAGUCCCUCCUUUUUCGGCAGUGAGCCUAAAGUAACACCGACAUUUCCCCAGCAAUCCUUCCAGAGAAUGGAGGUUUCAGCCCAGUCGAAUACUUCUUUUCAAUUACACAAUGCCGAACAGCCCAAACUCCAACCCCAGGCAGAUUUCUCUAGUUUGUUGAUGGAAAAAGAUGCAGGCAAUAAUAACAAUGGUGCUGUUCCAUCAGAUCAGAGGAUGUCAGAUAAUACUGUUGUUGGAGCUGAUCACUCUUCGCCACUCGAUGAGCCACAAGACGAGGAAGGGGAUCAGAAGGCCAAUGGAGAUUCCGCCAUUGGGGGUGGCGGGUCCCCAUCUGAUGAUGGAUAUAACUGGAGAAAGUAUGGGCAGAAGCAAGUUAAAGGCAGUGAGUACCCGAGAAGUUACUACAAGUGCACUCACCCAAAUUGUCAAGUAAAGAAGAAAGUGGAACGGUCCCAUGAGGGACACAUCUCUGAGAUCAUUUACAAGGGGACCCACAAUCAUCCCAAGCCUCCUCCGAGCCGCCGAGGGGUCAUUGGAGGUUCAGACAUUCCAGAGCAGGUGGGAGCACAGGGUGGCACCGAGGCUGACCAAGGUUGGGGCAACAACGUGCCUAAGACUUCCACUCCUGAGUGGAGGCAGGAUAACUUCGAGGUGACCUCAUCGCCCUCUGAAGGACCAGAGUUCUGCAACCCUAAUACUGGACUGCCAGCUCAGAAUGGAGCCCAGUUCGAGCCCGGGGAGGCCGUCGAUGCCUCAUCUACUUUCUCAAAUGAGUAUGAGGACGAUCAGGCAAAUGGCAGCAUCUCAUUGGGUUAUGAUGCGGAAGAAGAUGAAUCUGAGUCGAAAAGAAGGAAAAUCGAAGCUUAUCCAGCGGAUAUGAGUGGGGCCACAAGAGCUAUUCGAGAGCCUAGGGUUGUGGUCCAGACAACAAGUGAGGUGGACAUCCUCGAUGAUGGGUAUCGCUGGCGCAAAUAUGGGCAGAAAGUCGUGAAAGGAAACCCCAACCCUAGGAGUUAUUACAAGUGCACAAGCACAGGAUGUACAGUGAGGAAGCACGUGGAGAGGGCAUCCCACGACCUCAAAUCUGUGAUCACGACUUAUGAAGGGAAGCACAAUCACGAUGUCCCGGCUGCUCGGAAUAGCAGCCAUGGGAACUCCGGCCCUGGCUCAGCCCAGCCCAUUGCCUCAGGUGUUCAGGCCCAUGUCCACCGGCCUGAGCCUGCCCAAGCUCACAAUGGCAUUCCGAGGUUUGAUAGCUCCGGGCCUCUUCCCUCAUUUGGGCUGCCAGGGAGGCCACAUCUGCCCCCUCACGGGUUCUCUUUCGGGCUGAAUGCCCCGACUGGCCUGGAGAACCUCACGAUGGCCGGGCUGGGUGCUGCCCAUGGCAAGAUGGCGAUGCUGCCCAUUCACCCGUUCCUAGCAGCACAGCAGCAACAGCAGCAGCAGCAGCAGCAGCAGCAGCAACAGCAGCAGCAGCAGCAGCAUCAGCAUCAGCAUCGACAAGUCAGCGAGAUGGGCUUCAUGCUGCCAAAAGGGGAGCCCAAGCCUGAACCUGUCUCAGACACAGGCUUUAACCUAUCGAACAACUCUGCCGCCGCAGUCUACCAGCAGUUCAUGAGUACGCUACCGCUUGGGCCCCAGAUGUGAUGUAAAUUAUUUUUUACCCUCUCCUAAACCUUUUGAGGAAUAGAGAUAUAUUACUUUCACAUAUAUAUAAUAUAAUAUAAUAUGUAUGAAAUAUAUACAUAGGUGUUUUAAUAGGGGUACACUUUUGGAAUUCUCAUUAAAACUUGAGAACUGUUGUUUCUCUGGGUAUUUAUUAUGGGUAUAUAGCCAUCAGUAUCCUUUUGUUCCUCGUUGCUCUAA
This is a messenger RNA of Punica granatum (pomegranate), 2942 nucleotides long. Lineage: Eukaryota; Viridiplantae; Streptophyta; Magnoliopsida; Myrtales; Lythraceae. The record is from RefSeq and is a predicted model, not a curated record.